UGAAAAACUUAUACCUACUUUCAACCUUGGCUUUCUCAGCGAGGGUCAUCGCUUUUCCUGCCUACGCCUCAUUGGCCGGCCUCAGCGAGCGGGAUUUGGAGGCUAUCAUACCUACACUCGAGGCUCGAGAGCCCGCACCACCUCCAGGACCUCUGGAGGACACUUCCGCAAAAUUGGUGAACGACAAGGCUCACCCGUGGAAACCCCUUCGACCGGGCGACAUCCGUGGACCGUGCCCUGGUCUCAAUACUUUAGCAUCUCACGGGGACCUCCCAAGAAAUGGCAUCGCAACGCCCGCUCAAAUAAUUACUGCAGUUCAAGAAGGAUUCAAUUUCGCAUAUGGAAUCUCACUCUUCACGACAUAUUCGGCGCACCUUGUGGACGGCAAUCUUAUCACGGACUUGCUUAGCAUUGGACGCAAGACGAGGCUCACUGGGCCUGAUCCCCCACCACCUGCCACCGUUGGUGGACUCAAUGAGCACGGAACCUUCGAAGGCGACGCUAGCAUGACCAGAGGUGAUGCAUUCUUCGGCAACAAUCAUGAUUUCAAUGAGACGCUCUUUGAACAGGUGAUCGACUACAGUAACCGAUUCGGAGGAGGAAAGUACAAUCUUACCGUCGCGGGGGAAUUCCGGUUCAAGCGCAUUCAAGACUCGAUUGCGACGAACCCUGAAUUCUCCUUCGUCAACUUAAGAUACCUUACUGCCUACGGAGAGACCGCCUUCCCCGUCAACGUUUUCAUAGAUGGACGCAGGAACGACGGCCAGUUAGAUCUCGACAUUAUGCGUGGAUUUUUCCAAUUCAGCCGUAUGCCUGACGACUUCUUCCGUGCAGAGGGGUCGAGAAGCAACGGAGGAGUCGACGUGGUCAUACGGGCUCAUCCGAUGCAGCCUGGAAGAAACGUCGGCAAGAUCAACAGCUUCACCGUCGACCCUACGUCUGCCGACUUCUCCACUCCCUGCUUGAUGUACGAGAACUUCGUCAACCAGACAGUCAAGGGACUCUACCCGAAUCCGACAGGACAACUUCGCAAGGCGCUUAACACGAAUCUCGGUUUCUUCUUCCUGGGGAUAGACAGCACCUUCAAUGGAUGCACCCAGAUGUUCCCAUACGGGAGAGACUAAU
Messenger RNA from Cyclocybe aegerita, 1125 nucleotides. The record is from the annotation of a GenBank genome assembly. Lineage: Eukaryota; Fungi; Basidiomycota; Agaricomycetes; Agaricales; Hemipholiotaceae.